Molecule: messenger RNA, 2833 nt
Organism: Larimichthys crocea (large yellow croaker)
Lineage: Eukaryota; Metazoa; Chordata; Actinopteri; Sciaenidae
Exons: 2
Coding region: 524-2305 (593 amino acids)
Molecular function (GO): DNA binding
Source: RefSeq, a predicted model, not a curated record
GUUCCACAGACGUUAACCUCGCCUCCAGCCUCAGUCGUUCCGUUUUUUGACCCAUGUGAGCUUCCGUACUUGACGGGAGCGUUCGCUUUCAGGAAGUAGCUAACUUCCAUUCACAACAACAGCUACUUACGCACUUUUCGUGACAAAUUAUAACAAAAACAUUUCCCCUCAAAUGUUCUCAGUGAAUUGGACCGGAACACCGGAUACUUUGGAUGUGCAGACGACCCACGAGCCGAGCGGACGUGUAGCACCGGGACAGUUCGGACCGUGUCCGCCGUUUGAAGCGCUCAGCUAACGUUUGUUAGCCCAAACAGCUAAUCUUACAGUAAACCGAGCCGAAGCCGAGUUUAACUGAGCUGAGCUCAGACUGUGAGCCGAGUUUAACUAAGCUGAGCUCAGACUGUGAGCAGAGUUUAACUGAGCUGAGCUCAGACUGUGAGCAGAGUUUAACUGAGCUGAGCUCAGGCUGAGCCGAAGCCGAGUUGACUGCUGUGACAGUGGAGCAGUGUUGACACAGAGAACAAUGCCUCGCUUGCAGUCCGGCGUUUGGAAGCAUUUCACCCCAGCUAUCAUCGAUGGGAGGGAAACCGUCAUGUGCAACUACUGUUCAAAGACAUACACGAAGAAUGCCACCAAGAUGCAGAUGCAUUUGGACAAAUGUAAGGAGUACUCGCAGCAGCAGUCACCAGGCCCGGAUGGGAGCUCCUCUGCCUCCAUCCCUGUCCCCUCCUUCUCCUUCUUACCAUCCUCCUCUCCCGGGGGACAGUUCCUCAUCGAUUCGGUGGAUCAGCGCAGCCAGGCGUAUGCGGACGAAAGCCUGGCGAGGGCCGUGUAUGCCACGUCCUCACCCCUCACUCUCACGGACAAUAUUUACUGGAAACGAUUUUUCAGUGUGCUGCGGCCUGCUUACUGUCCACCCACCAGAGAGGCAUUGUCCUCCCAUCUCCUGGACUGUGAGUAUGACAGAGUACAAAGCCAGGUUCAUGAGGCUGUAGGGAAAGCAGACUCUGUCACCAUCAUGUGCAGUGGCUGGUCUAACAUAAAAGAAACAGGAACUAUCAUUUAUGUCGUUGCAACUCCCGUACCGCUGUUCUACAAGUGCACAAAGACAAAGGAGCAGACGCACGUGAGCACGUUUAUCGCUGAGGAGCUGAAGGAUAUUAUAAAUGAAGUGGGGCCACAAAAGGUCUUCGCUGUCGUCACCGACGACGCCCCGGAAAUGAUGGCAGCUUGGGCUCAAGUAGAGGAAGCCUUCCCGCACAUAUCUGCCAUCGGCUGCACGGCGUGCAGCGUCCAGCAGCUCUUUGACGACGUGGUUGCACAGCCAUCCAUGAAGGCUCUGUGCAGGAGAGCUGAGCAGGUGGUGAGGUACGUUAGAGAGCGGAAAAGAUUAGCAGAGACGUUCAGAUGCUGGCAGACCACAAGAAACCACCCUGCUAACGGGACAACGCUGGUGCUGCCUCACAGCUCUGACUGGACCGGUGUGUGUAACAUGUUCAGUAGCCUCCUGGAGGGUCAGACCGCUCUACAGGACAUGGCCGUUUCACCCACACUAGACAUUGAAGCAUCCUUCAGGGCCACAGUUCAGGAUGCAACGUUCUGGAAGGGGUUAAGCAGCAGUCAGAAUCUGCUCUACCUGAUUGGUAAUUAUGUUAAUUACAUGAAGAGAGAAGACACUGCACUCUCUGGUGUGGUCGACAUGUUCAGUCAGUUAAGAUACCACAUCGGAGCUUUGCUGUCCGGGUCGGUGCUGCACAGCACUGAACAGAAAGCCGUCAUGGCGAUGUUAGACAGAUGUCAGGAGUUUUGCGUGAAGCCCAUCCACGCAGCAGCAUACAUGCUGGAUCCAAAACAUGUCGGACAGCAGACACUCUCCGGGGAGCAGAUCAACAGCGCCUACUACGUCAUAUCCAACCUGUCGCACCAUCUAAACCUCGACGAGGGUAAAGUGCUCGGCAGCUUCGCCAGAUUCUCAGCCAAGCAGGGACUGUGGAAGGGGGGCGGCAUCUGGAGCUCAUGCCAGCAUGUGUCUGCAUCCACCUGGUGGAAGGGGCUGUGUUCCUCCGAGCCGCUGUCCGCCGUGGCCUCCGCCAUACUCCAGAUCCCACCAACAACAGGCGCGUGCGAGGGCCUCCAGUCACGCUUCCGCAACACACAGGUGCAUGGCUCUCUUUCAGCUGACAGAGUGCAGAAACUGCUGGCAGUACAGGCCAAUCUGAACCUCUUGGAGCCCAGUGACUGUGAGUUUGCUCCACUGGAGAGCGAGGAAGACAAGAAAGUUUCAUUUCAGUCUGAGACUCAGUAAGACCAAGUUAUCACAUGGAUUUAAAAGGAAAUUAAAUAUUCAGACAGCUAAUCAAAUAAAAUUUCCUGUGAAAUGCAGUCUGAGCACGCUCAGCUAUGAUUGCACUGUGCUCACAGUCCUGUGGAAAUCUGAUGCCUUCAUGUUUGAAUCAUUUACAACACAUACUCUACAUACUGUUGAUUUUUCUAUCAUUUAUUAUCAGCUUCAUAAUCAUAAGAAAUAUUAAUGCACUAACAAGAGGUCUAAUGUUCUCUGUUUUUACAGUGUGUAAAUAAAAGCAUUGUAUUUAUUGAAGAGAAACUUUUCGUCUUUUCUGACUUCAAACCCAGGAAAACUCACUGCCAAUAGUUUCACACUUUGGGAAUACGCUUUCCUUAUCUGUCUUUUUAUUGCACGUGAAAUGACAUAACAUGACAUAACAACAUAAAUGUACCAUACAUUAGGAACACACACUAGGAGACGCUUCUGCAGUUUCAGUUCCAACAUAGAAUCGUGUCCUCACAUCCUCAAAUAUUUCUUCCUCCUUUU